Messenger RNA from Ambispora leptoticha, 159 nucleotides. NCBI's taxonomy places the organism in Eukaryota, Fungi, Glomeromycota, Glomeromycetes, Archaeosporales, Ambisporaceae. The record is from the annotation of a GenBank genome assembly.
GAUUCACUCUCGAAGGAAUAGCAGCUGGUAGUCUUGCAGCUGCUUGGCAGGCCACGUAUCAUGGAUUCGUAGUUGCUGGAAGUUGUUUCUCUAUAUUACAAAGUAUUGCAGCUUCAGGAGGAUCUAUUGGCAUAUUCAUUCCUGCUAUUAUAUUUAUCG